ACAUAUGUUUGUAUUUUUUUCAGUAACGACUAACAAAAGUUUAAUCAACAAAUAAAUAUUGUAAAAGAUCUUGAUGGGCCGAUAUCCAGUGGGCAGCCCAAAUGAACCGCUUGUACAGCUUCGGGUCAGACACUCGGAAAGUACUCAGCGACCUGGCCCACAAGUUCUUGGAGCACUUCGCAUCCAGCCGGAGGCAGAAGCUCCCCUUCUCGCAUCUGCUCAACGUGAAGAUCCGGAAGGGGGAACAGCUCCGGGAAUUCAUAAAUAGGUGGGAGAAGGAGGCUAGGGACAUCCAAGGGGCGGACGACCAGGCCCUGAUCGCCAUGCUCCAAGCUGCACUCCCCCAAGGGGACGUGCGCAAGGAGCUGCAACGGAAUCCUCUCUCAACCUACCAGGAGAUGUUGGCCAGGGCGAAGUACUUGGCGUUAGAAGAAGAAGAUGAUGAGCCACCAGUCCGGAAGGAGAAGAAAAGCGGGCCACCGGUGGCAGAAGGGAAGAAGAGAAAGGACUAUGGUAAGGGGCCAAACCUUACCGGGUAUCAUGCGAACAGACAUCCUGUUCACGCGGUACAGCCGUUGCCUACCCCUCCUCAUAGUCGGGAAAGCUAUGGUGUGCAAGAUGCACCCAAAUACUGUGAGUACCACCGUAAUAGCACCCACAAUACGUCGGAGUGCGUUACGUUGAAAAAGGAGAUGGAUCAGCUGAUUGCAAGAGGGCCACCUCCUCGGUCGGACCGACCGUCCUCGAGUAACCGGACCUGGAGGAGGCCAUCAGCCCCCGCGGCAGCGAUCACAGCGGGGGAAGGGCAGGAAGAUGGGCGGCGACAUCUAGGGCGAGAUUGUGAGGACCUAGAUGAAGAAGAAAGGCAAGGUCGCCGACACCUGGGGUGUCGGUUCAUCAUGGGAGGAAACACGGGAGGAGAUUCAGUGUCCUCCCGGAGGAAGCGGAAGAACAUGGUGUACCUGGCCGAGGUACAGAGGCCGCCGCUACCUAAGCGGAAGAAGAAGGAACCUCUGAUCUUCACAGACGAGGACUAUCCCCCGGUCCUCAGCCCUCACAGGGAUGCUUUGGUGAUAAAGGUGGAGAUCAAUAAUGUGGUUGUUCAUCGAACUUUGGUCGAUACGGGUAGCUCGGUCAACGUCAUGUACAGAAACACCUUUAAGGAGUUGGGAUUGUCCCGGAGCGACCUGAAACCAAUCCAUACACCACUAUCAGGGUUCACAGGGGAUACUAUAGAGGCUGAAGGAACCAUCACGGUGAAGGCCGGGGUGGGAUAUGGCACCCACCGGCUCUGGAUCGACAUGGAAUUUAUGGUAGUGCAGCUCGACUGUGCACACCAUUUGAUUCUGGGACGACCAGGGUUGGAGGAUCUGGAGUGUGUAAUCUCCCCCGCCCACCUAUGCCUAAAGUUCAACACUCCCACGGGAGUGGGGGUGGCCAAGGGAAACCAAAGCCUGUCACGGUCGUGCUACGUCAGGGAGACCAAAAGCCAAGCCCGGGUCGACGAGAAUGUAAGCACGAUCUGCGCUGCAAUCCAGAAGGAGUAGGGGCGACCGCGAGCUGAGCCAGCGGAAGAGGUCGAGGAAGUUUCUCUGGACCCGAUCGAGCCAGAGCGGAAGGUGAAGGUAGGCAAGACCUUGCCGCUUGAAUUAAAGGAGCAGCUACUGG
This is a messenger RNA of Cuscuta campestris, 1668 nucleotides long. The record is from the annotation of a GenBank genome assembly. Lineage: Eukaryota; Viridiplantae; Streptophyta; Magnoliopsida; Solanales; Convolvulaceae.